This is a messenger RNA of Podospora anserina S mat+, 3930 nucleotides long. RefSeq lists its product as uncharacterized. The transcript is spliced from 4 exons. Lineage: Eukaryota; Fungi; Ascomycota; Sordariomycetes; Sordariales; Podosporaceae. The coding region runs from base 1 to 3930 and encodes 1309 amino acids. The record is from RefSeq and is a predicted model, not a curated record.
AUGGCCCGCCAGGGACGAGUGCGCUCGUUUAUAGCCCAGUUCACACCUCGCAGGGAUUCCGGGACCCCUACACCCGCACCUGCAUCACCACCCAAGAGCAUCGAAUCCUCCUGCCAGUCGUCCCCGAUCCCGUCAAAACCGGAUUCUAGGCUCGACACCUCCGUCACCUCACCUUCCUCGUCGCCACCCUUCCAGACCUCGCCGACACUGCAAGGCUCGCCGACGCUGCAAGAGUCCUCCGAGAGCGAACUGCCGCCAGACUCGACUGCCGAAACAACACCCAUCUCGUCUCCUGAAGACGAACAUGCUCCAGUGGUACAACGGCUGCCACCGUCUCCCCCACCAAGCCCUCGACCUAACGCGAACCGACGCGAGAGACCUCGCUCCCUCUCGCAAACAUACCGUCCGCUCAUCAUGGAAUUGUCUAGUCAGACCCCAGCAGAGUUUCUGCCCAUUUUUAGCCUGCUAAACAGUCACUCCAACAAGCUGUAUCAGGAGGGCUACUUUCUCAAGCUUGACGACCAAGACAUUAAAGGAAAACCUAACCCCGAUCGAACAUGGACCGAGUGCUUCGCUCAGCUUGUCGGCACUGUGUUGUCGUUGUGGGACGCCGCCGAGUUGGAUGCCGCUGGUGACGACGGGGAGGUGUUGCCCAAGUUCAUCAACUUGACCGAUGCUUCGAUCAAGAUGAUCGAAUCGCUUCCAACAAGGUCCGCCGAUGAGCAGCCAUUACAAAAUAUUCUCAGCAUUAGCACCGCGGGCCGGAAUCGCUAUUUGCUUCACUUUAACUCGCACCAUUCUUUGAUCCAGUGGACUUCCGGCAUCCGGUUGGCCAUGUAUGAGCAUUCGACACUUCAAGAGGCAUACACGGGCGCCGUGGUGGCCGGCAAAGGCAAGACCCUCAACAGCAUCAACAUCAUCAUGGAACGCGCCAGGGUUCCCGUUCAGGAAUACGUCCGUGUAAGGUUCGGUGCCGGUGUCCCCUGGAGACGUUGUUGGUGCGUGAUAGAACCACCCAGCGAGAAGGAGUAUCAGAAGGCACAAAAGGAGCACAAGAAGCGUUCUGCCUAUGACCGAUCACAUGCACCCAUCUUAAAGGGUGAGAUCAGGUUCUUCGACACCAAGAAGGAGGCCGAGAAGAAGAAGAAGCACCAAAAGCCAAUAGCGACCAUCACCGAUGCCUAUGCAGCCUACGCUAUUUACCCACAGGCCAAGGCGCUGAUCGAUGGCUCGACUCUGCUGAAAAUUGAGGGUGAUAUCCACAUCCACUCCGAACCACCAUCGUCAACCGAGGGCUUCGUCUUCAUCAUGCCCGAGUCGCAUCCGAUGGUCCCUGGUUUUGAGAUGUUGCUGCGCUUCCUCUUCCCAACCUGGGACACGUUUGGUCUGUACGGUCGUCCAGGUCGGUUGUGUGCAAGCCCUAGAGACUCGCGCUCUCUCAUGUUUGCGAUGCCAAAGCACAAGAAAUAUGGAUAUCUCGAGUUGCUCGAUGUCAGUGGGCUCAUCACCACCGACGGAAGCUCCUCUUGGUCGGAGAGGGAAUGGCGCAAGAAGUUGAAAGAGCUGACGGGGACUCGCAUGUUGGAUAUGGAGGCGGCUGGAGAUACCGCAAGCCAAAGCAGCAAGCGGCUAAGCCAGGGCGGACAGUCGAAGCCGAGAGUAGGUUUUGCAUCGGAUGAUGGAAGUUCUGGGCGGUCAUCAAGGUCCAUGUCUGUGACUCGGCCGGGUACGCGAACAGACUCUGCACCUCCAGAUGCCAACAGGGAGAGGGCACCAUACGCUAUGGCCGGUCAUGGCAAGCACACGCGCAACAUCUCGGAUACCCAGCUCGAGAACCACUCACCUUACCCUUAUGAUAUGGAUCAUCACGCAGUCGGCCCUUCGGCCAUGCGCCCCGCUGACCGAGCCAGGACAUUUGCAAGCGAUUUGGCGCCCACCCCGGAGAGGGUCAGCUCCGAGGAUGAAUAUCCUAGAGGCAUGGCUGGCUACAACCUGAACGAAAUGCAGCGGAUGAUGACCCCCGAGCCGGUCGCUCCCCCUCCAGCAUUUGCUCAUGGCGCAGAAUCUCGGCCUUAUCCCAAGCCCCAACCUUCACCUGAGUUGCGUCGGGAACACAACAGGUUAUCCGACACUACGCUAUCCCAGCUGGCCAACGCAGGAGGCUUGGGACCUGGAGGAUACCCGGAUGAGCAGCUGCGCGGCGACUACGCGAUGAGCCCGCAAUCUGGAUACAACGGCCCACGAGGUCAACCGGUACAGACACAAACCACCAGCGCCGUUACCAUGGAAUCAGAUGCUAAUUACAAUGGAUCUCGUGAAGUUUUGACAGCUCCCACUACCUACCAAGGCUCUCCUGGGUCCCUUCCACCGCGCCUGGAUUCGUUACAAAACCAGUCAGAUUCUCCCCUAAAACAUUCCGUCCUAGGUCCCGAUAGCAACACCACGCGACACAUGAACUCUGGUCCAUCAACCGGCCCCUCUCCCACUGACUCCGGUAUGCGCCCUGCAAUGAGUCAACAGCCACAUGGAAAUCAAACAACACAGUCUUCGGGCCCUCCUAGCGGCCGACAGACCCCACCGCCUUCCAGGGCUGAUAUGGCGUUCAAUUUUCCAGAAAGAUCCCCGAUUCAUCGCAAACCUCUGCCUGCUAGAACCAUCAGCCUACAGCACAAGAACCAGGAACCAGUCUCUCCCAUCUCCUUUUCCCCGCCCCCUCCAAACAGGUCAGAAAGUCAUUCCGAUGAUGGCGCUUCCACAGUAAGCCCUGAUUACGCUAGCACGCACCGGGGUUCGAUAGAACUGCCAGUGAGAUCGACGGGACGGCCGCGGAUCGGCGUGCUCAAGUCCACGGGUGAGGAUGCGCCUGUCUCUGGUGUCAAGGCUGGAGAAGGGUACAAAAUUCCAGAUAUCGAUUUUGGGCGGACUUUGAACUAUGGAGCACUUCCACCUGGGAAGGUGCUGUCGGCACCAGGCUCUUCACACGGAGCUGAUUCUGGAUCUGGAAUGGAAUCCCCACGUCAUGCAACCACACCCUCUGGUAGAAAAUCUCCUGGCCCUGGUCCUGCGUAUUGCCAUCGGCGUCAAGAAUCGAGCGAUUCCUUCCGUCGAAGCGUGGCCUGGCAACCGGGUGUCGUACCAGGCCCCAGCACAUCCAUUGAUAGAUCAAUUUCCCCUGAACAGUUUGUCCAACAACGUGCGACUAUGCAUCAGCGUAACCCCUCGGGCUACACUCUCAACGAGUUUCGAGCGGGGACCCCUACAUCCCCAUACAAGCGGCCAAACAGUAAUCCAGCAUCCCAUUCGCGGUCGAAUUCGGCUGACCUACUCUCAUCUGGUCGCCCUGUGAGCCAGGCUGGGAUGCUUGCUCUGUCCAGCGGCGAAGUCUCGUCGCACUUGUCGGCACGCGAGCAAGAACACGUCGCGAGGAUGACGGGCAGCCCUCUCAUUGCCAUUGCUGGCAACAAGAACGCUCCCCAGGCCAGGGUUGGCCUGGUCGGUGCAAUUGAGGCGCGCGAGCGUGAAAGGGCUCAGAUGAGGCAAGGGAUCGGUGGCCAAGCUGUUGCGCAUGCUAUUGAUCAACGAAAUCGGGAGCAGCAUCAACAGGCGCAGCGAGCUGCCCAGGCUGCUUUCGCUCAGCAACAGGCUCAUUUUGCAGCUCAAUACCAAGGCUCCCCUCGCCCCCAGUUUCCCCUUCAGUAUGGGCCACAGUCAUGGCCUCCCCAAGGGAUGUCUCAACAUGGCUCACUGAGUGGCGCGCCUCCGGUUAACCAAGCGUUUGCGUCUGGCGGUGGAUGGGGACAGCAAGGGCAAAUAGGGUUAGGAAUGAGCAACUCGCCGCCACCACAGGCUCCGUUUGCAGCGGCUACGGUGCCCAGCGGUCCUCGAUCUGGGACGCCGGGAAGAAUGACGUUUCAAGGCCAGGCUUUCUAG